Bombina bombina (fire-bellied toad) is the source of this 2641-nucleotide messenger RNA. RefSeq names its product G protein-coupled receptor 135 (gene GPR135). Gene Ontology annotation, molecular function: G protein-coupled receptor activity. The coding region runs from base 105 to 1379 and encodes 424 amino acids. Gene Ontology annotation, biological process: G protein-coupled receptor signaling pathway. The record is from RefSeq and is a predicted model, not a curated record. Lineage: Eukaryota; Metazoa; Chordata; Amphibia; Anura; Bombinatoridae. Gene Ontology annotation, cellular component: membrane. The transcript has a single exon.
CACGCGCGCUCCUGCGUUCUCCCAGUACCUGCUAGCUUCUCGGGCCGGGGGAGCAGUGAGUCCUCCUCCCGGUGCAGCUGCCGCCCGCGGGAUGCCUCCCCCUGAUGGAGCCUCCGCUGCUGCACCUCUCCCUGCUCACCAAUCUGACGGCGGCCCGACACGGAGCGAGCACGUUCAGCCCCAGCUCCCCGGCCCCCAGUCGAAGCCCCCCGGAGCCCGAGGCCAGCCCGCUGCUGCACGGGGUGUCGGUGGCUUGCCAGGCCCUGCUGCUCCUCGCCAUCUUCCUGCUGUCCUGUCUGGGUAACUGCGCUGUGAUCCUGGUGAUAGCCAAGCACCGGCAGCUGCGCACGGUGACAAAUGCCUUCAUCUUGUCCCUGUCCCUCUCGGACUUCCUCACCGCGGUGCUCUGCCUGCCCUUCUCCUUCGUGCUCCUCUUCAGCCGCGGCGGAGCCUGGCUCUUCGGGGAUCAGCUGUGCUUCGCCAACGGUUUCUUCAAUUCGUGCUUUGGUAUCGUGUCCACCCUGACCAUGACCCUCAUCUCGGUGGACCGGUACUACGCCAUCGUGCGGCAGCCCCGGGAGAAGCUAGGCCGGGCACGCGCUGGUCAGCUGCUGGUAGGUGCAUGGCUGGCAGCUCUGGGCUUCUCCUUCCCCUGGUACCUGCUGGCCAGGGAGCAGUGGGUGGUACACAAGCGUGGCUACUACCAUUGCAUGUAUGUUUUUCACUCUAAAGGGUCCAGGCUGGGUGCUGCCUACAGUUCCUCACUCAUCAUCCUUUGUUACCUGCUGCCCUUUGCCCUUAUGUGUUUCUGCCAUUACAACAUCUGCAAGGCUGUGAGGCUAUCAGAGACCAGAGUGCGGCCAGUAACCACCUAUGCGCAUCUCCUUCGCUUCUACAGCGAGAUGAGGACAGCCACCACUGUGCUAAUCAUGAUUGUGUUCAUCAUCUGUUGCUGGGGCCCCUACUGUGUCAUGGGGCUGCUGGCAGCGGCUGGAGACUAUCCAUUUACCCCGCUCAUGGACACAGUGGCUAUCUGGAUGGCUUGGGCCAAUGGAGCCAUCAAUCCACUCAUUUACGCCAUCCGUAACCCCAACAUCUCAGUGCUUCUAGGACGCAACCGUGAAGAGGGCUACAGGACUAGGAAUAUUGCAGCUUACUUGUGUACUCAGGGUCAAAGUCGGACUGAUCCCAUCCAUGACCGUUAUGGAAACCGACAUUGCCAGGGCAGCAGGGUGUCCGCUUCAAGCCCUGCCAACGGAGGGGACAUUGCUAUGUGGGCUUGCAAAAAUCCUGCUGUACUCUUCUGUAAGGAUGGACAUACAGAUACAUUGUCAGAACCGUUGGGGGUCAAGUCAGAGACGGUAGAUACCAGCUUGUGAUUUGGCCAAGCAGGCGACUACAUACUGUUCUUCAUUGAGCCAAUGUCCAGGGUUGAAGAAUUCCUAACUGGUUAAUGUCCAAUCUGAAGUAACAGCUGUUUGCCACAAAAAUCUCAUCCUGGAUUUACCAAUGUAGGAGUAAUGACUUCUCAACUUUCUCUAUCUUUACCCACCUCUCUCGUUCUAUUAGUAAAGACUACACAAGGCUGCAGAAUUGUUAAUGAUUUUAAAUAUUUCAUCCUUAAUGUCCAUUCCUGAGAUUACACAUCUGGGAGCCGCUUAUUUGUACAUAACCAAAUCAAAUGCCACAGAAGAGAUCAUCCAAAAUUCCCUUUAUGGUGAAAGUUUAAAUCCUUAGCUUUACUGACUUCUGUCUGCCCUGAGAUCAAUAAGUGGUUCUGCAUAGGCCUGCUGCUGGCCCCUAAGCGAUUUCAGCAGUAUCUCAAUUCUUGUCCUCAGGGCACCCUGCCAGGACAGAUGUUCAGGAUUACCUUGGGUGAAAGUCGUUAACCAUGAUAACCAUGGUUACUGAUCAGCUGAUUAUUUCGCCUGUGUUGUAGUUCAAAAAUCCUGAAAAUCUGACCUGGAAGUGUGCCCUAUGGCUUAAAUUGAGAAACAAUAAUCUUCUUAUGGCACUGUCUUAAUAUUUGUGCAUGCACAUCUGUUUUGUAGGUUUAAUGUCAUGUUUAGAUGUCACCCAGCCUCCUAUAGUAGGACUGCUGUCCAUCCCUGAAGCAACCCUUUUGAGUACAGUUGUAUUAAAAACUAGUUUUGUUAGUGUUCUUCUGUAAAUCUUAUGUUCAACUGAGGCUCUCAAUCCUUAAACCAUUCUCACCCAGACGUUCACUGUAUUACCAAUAGAACAAAUAUACUAAUCACAGAUUACCCAGUUUCAUUGUAUGACCAAUAUACCAAUUACCCAGACUUUCACUGUAUGACCAACAGGACAAAUAUUAAUCACAGGUCACCCUGCUGUUCAGUGUAUAACCAAUAUACCAAUCACAGAUAACCCAACCAUUCAGUGUAUGACCAUUGUCCAUUCCUUUGACCUUUUAGCUAUAAGUUUUGAAACAUCCAUGUUGUCAUUGUACGACCAACAUGAUAUGAAGGACGCUUGAUUGCCUGGUACUUGUAAAAUAUAGGACAGGGCCGCAAUUAGAAAAGCCUUACAAACAAUUAUUACACUUAAUUCUUUGGUAUAUGUAAAUGUUGAAAUAAUUUAUUGGCCUUAUAAAUGGGCAGUGAAAAAAUAUAUGAUUAAU